AUGGCCGCUCGCUCUCGCUUGGUAGAUCUGGCCAGUAUACCAACAGUAUCACAGCUUUAUCGCACCAGGAGACUGCUUCCAACAGAGUCAAUCGGAUCGGCUUUCCCUCCGUCGCAACAUCUAAAUGACAGCAUCGCACUGAUUCUCAACGACAUCACCAAAUUGGACAUCGAUUGCAUCGUCAACGCAGCAAACAACUCUCUCCUCGGUGGUGGAGGUGUCGACGGGGCAAUUCACGCAGCUGCAGGACCGCAGCUCGUGGAAGAGUGCUCCGAACUCGACGGAUGUGAUACAGGCGAUGCGAAAAUCACCAAAGCAUACGACCUGCCUUGUAAAAAUAUCAUACACACUGUCGGACCAAUCUACCGAAACCAGGAUUCUAAUCAUUCCGAGACUUUGCUCCGAUCUUGCUAUCGAACCAGCAUGGAACUCGCGAUGCAGCAUGGUCUGAAGACUAUUGCGUUCCCGGCCAUUAGCACCGGGGUAUACGGUUACCCCAUUGACCUUGCGGCGCGCGCUGUAACACAGGAAGUCCGCCAAUUCUUGGAAUCAAAUGCUGGAGUACCCAAUGCUCUGCGCCGAGUUAUCUUCUGUAACUUCGAGCCUCGCGAUAUGGUUGUGUAUGCGCAGAUGUUAACGUUGGUACUCUCUGUCUUUUAUCAGGCGCAUAUCGCGCUGACAUCUUUUAGCCAAUUCCUCCCUGCGACCCCCGAAGACCUUCGCAUCGCUGACUCGAGUGCUGGCGCCGAUGCUCCAAAUGGCAUUUAA
This is a messenger RNA of Penicillium manginii, 768 nucleotides long. RefSeq names its product macro domain-containing protein. The transcript has a single exon. The record is from RefSeq and is a predicted model, not a curated record. The coding region runs from base 1 to 768 and encodes 255 amino acids. NCBI's taxonomy places the organism in Eukaryota, Fungi, Ascomycota, Eurotiomycetes, Eurotiales, Aspergillaceae.